Molecule: messenger RNA, 702 nt
Organism: Raphanus sativus (radish)
Lineage: Eukaryota; Viridiplantae; Streptophyta; Magnoliopsida; Brassicales; Brassicaceae
Exons: 4
Coding region: 1-603 (200 amino acids)
Source: RefSeq, a predicted model, not a curated record
AUGGUGGUUGCUGCUCUGGUGGCGACCACAGUGAACGCCAGAAUCCCCGGAGUUUACACUGGAGGUCCAUGGGUCAACGCUCACGCCACUUUCUACGGAGAAGCUGAUGCUUCCGGCACUAUGGAGUCAAUAUACAAUUCUUUCAAUCAACUACUCUCAUCAUUCUCUAAUAGAAAGUAUACCAAGGGAGGUCAAGGUGUAAAGAAGAAUAUCUCUCCUCCUCUUGAAUGGUACAACGUUCCUCAAGGUACCAAGUCGCUAGCCUUGGUGGUUGAGGACAUAGAUGCUCCUGAUCCUAGUGGACCGCUCGUGCCGUGGACUAUUUGGGUGGUCGUCGACAUUCCGCCCGAUAUGAAAGGUUUGCCUGAAGGAUUUUCCGGCAACGAUGAGCAGGACGUUGCUGGUAUUCGAGAAGGGAAUAACGAUCACAAGAUCCCGGGAUGGCGUGGCCCUCUCAUGCCUAGUCACGAUCAUCGUUUCCAGUUCAAGCUCUUUGCUCUCAGCGAUAAACCCAAUCUUGGUCACACGGUGACAAAAGAGAGAUUGCUCGAUGCGGUUGAUGGGAUUGUGAUCAGAGAAGCGGUUUUGACAUGUUUUGUUUGAAUACUUUCGAAGUCUCUAUGUCGUUUGUGUGUUGUGUUGCGGCUUCUUAAUGACUCGAAUGUACACUCUAAUAAAGAAUAAACAAGGGCUAUUUGUUCA